UCUCUUUUAGUUUUGUGAUUUGUCAAAUGCUAAAAAGUAAACUAAUGUAAAUUCAUAAAUUGUGAAACUAUUUUCUUUACAACUUCCAGAUAUAUAUACAGUUUUCCUGACGAAUUUUAACUCUGUUUAUCAUACUUAUUUAAAUUCGUUUUAAAAUGGCUCGCUAUUUUAAAGAACAAGACAUAGAUGAGUUCCGUGAAUGUUUCUACUUAUUUGCUCGCUCAGGACAAAUAACGUCACUUGAUGAAUUGACAGUGGUCAUGAGAUCUUUAGGAAUGAGUCCCACAAUACAAGAACUCACUGGCUACUUGAAAGGAAAAGGUGGUAAAAUGUCUUUUGCUGAUUUCUUGGAAGUGAUGCACAUACAUUCCAGAGCUGAAAAUCUACCACAUGAGGUAGUAAACGCAUUCAAAGCAGCAGACAAUGACAAAAAUGGAACAAUACCAGCAAAACAGUUGCGGACUUUGCUACAGAAUUGGGGCGAAGGCUUAUCAGCACGUGAGGUAGACAACAUAUUCCGUGAGGCAAAUGUUUCUAACAAUGGCUCUGUUCGUUAUGAGGACUUUGUGAAGAUCGCGUGCGCUCCUGUACCCGACUACUAUUAAUAAAGCUAUUUAAACACAAAUGGGACCAGUUAGAAGUAGUUUAUAAAUAAAGUAAAUAUUCCAUGUUCCAUCAAAUUUUUUACAGUAUGAAUUUUGAAAAUAUAUAUACAGUAGAUAGUUCAAAUAAAUAUAUAUAAAGCAUAAUCAUAUGUUGAUUGUGGUUAUACGAUACAUGUUAUUACAAAGCGAAAAGUUUUGAAAAAAGUUGCUUACAAAUAUAUUAUUCAAUAUUUUACCUAUAUUAUAACUUCAAAAUCAAAAAUGCAGUAUUCAAGCGGAUUUAACAGACAUGUCAAGAAUUAUUUCUAAGCUAAGUAUUAUUAUUUAUGAUAUUUAAAACGGUGGAGGGUAAAUAAAACAAUUAUAUUUUCAAA
This is a messenger RNA of Pieris napi, 979 nucleotides long. Its product is annotated as calmodulin-like protein 4. Gene Ontology annotation, cellular component: myosin II complex. Lineage: Eukaryota; Metazoa; Arthropoda; Insecta; Lepidoptera; Pieridae. The record is from RefSeq and is a predicted model, not a curated record. Bases 156 to 605 code for a protein of 149 amino acids. Gene Ontology annotation, molecular function: calcium ion binding. The transcript has 6 exons.